ACGUAUAUCUUUCAAAUAUAUAUAUAUAUAUAUAUGUAUGUAUGUAUGUAUGUAUAUUCCUCUUUACCUAUUGAUCAUCCUAUUUUUAUUUUAUAUAUUUAUAUACAUAUAUAAAUUAUUACUACAUAUAUAUAUUUACUCAUUCUCAAGCAUUCUAUUCAUUUAUAUAUAUCAAUUAGGCUUGUUUUAUUAUACAUAUAAUACUAGCUAUUUGUAAUAAAUAUCAAAUAAAUAGAUUAUAUGAUAUUAUUCAUUAUUUAGAAACAAUUUUUUUUUUGUCAUUUCUAUUAUUGUAUGC
Cokeromyces recurvatus is the source of this 298-nucleotide messenger RNA. RefSeq lists its product as uncharacterized. NCBI's taxonomy places the organism in Eukaryota, Fungi, Mucoromycota, Mucoromycetes, Mucorales, Mucoraceae. The coding region runs from base 38 to 217 and encodes 59 amino acids. The record is from RefSeq and is a predicted model, not a curated record. The transcript has a single exon.